Molecule: messenger RNA, 2060 nt
Organism: Carica papaya (papaya)
Lineage: Eukaryota; Viridiplantae; Streptophyta; Magnoliopsida; Brassicales; Caricaceae
Gene: CDKD1;3
Product: cyclin-dependent kinase D1;3
Biological process (GO): positive regulation of transcription by RNA polymerase II; protein phosphorylation
Cellular component (GO): transcription factor TFIIK complex; transcription factor TFIIH holo complex; cytoplasm
Molecular function (GO): RNA polymerase II CTD heptapeptide repeat kinase activity; cyclin-dependent protein serine/threonine kinase activity; ATP binding
Source: RefSeq, a predicted model, not a curated record
UGUACUUUACUCUCUUCACCGCACCUCACUCACGCUCCCUCUACUCCCCAUCUCCUUCUUCUCCAAACGAUCAACCAUAGCUAUCACCGAUUCCCUUUUCCGUUUCCAGUCUCCGAUGGCUAUAUCCUAUCAGCUUGCUCCGUAACCCAAUGCUCAUCUCAAAACCCUAACUUUAUCUCGGAUUUUCCCGAGAAAUUCUCACAGACCUGACUCCGAACUUAAUUAUUCAUCGUCCGCCAAACACUUGCCCAACACGCAGGGCAAUCAACAAUGCCCGAGGCCGACCAAGAAAAGAAGGUUGCUGAUAGGUACCUGAAACGUGAAGUCCUCGGUGAAGGUACCUAUGGAGUCGUCUACAAGGCCAUCGAUACUAAGACUAGACAGGUAGUAGCAAUUAAGAAAAUACGGCUGGGGAAGCAAAAGGAAGGGGUGAAUUUCACAGCACUUAGAGAAAUUAAGCUGCUUAAAGAGCUUAAACAUCCAUAUAUAAUUGAGUUGAUUGAUGCAUUUCCUCACAAGGGAAACUUGCACCUUGUAUUUGAGUUCAUGGAGACUGAUCUUGAAGCAGUUAUUCGAGAUACAAACAUAUUCCUUUCACCAGCUGACAUAAAAUCAUACCUUCAGAUGACACUCAAAGGACUUGCUUUCUGCCACAAGAAGUGGGUUUUACAUAGGGAUAUGAAGCCAAAUAAUUUGUUAAUAGGACCUAACGGACAACUUAAACUUGCAGAUUUUGGGUUAGCACGUAUAUUCGGGAGCCCAGAUCGUAAGUUUACUCACCAGGUAUUUGCUCGAUGGUACAGAGCACCUGAGUUGUUGUUUGGCACCAAACAAUACGGUGCUGCUGUGGAUGUUUGGGCUGCAGCUUGUAUAUUUGCUGAACUCCUACUCCGUAGACCUUUUCUCCAGGGAAGUAGUGAUAUUGAUCAGUUAGGAAAGAUCUUUGCAGCCUUUGGGACUCCAAGGUGUUCCCAGUGGCCUGAUAUGGUCUACCUUCCUGAUUAUGUAGAAUAUCAAUAUGUUCCUGCACCCUCUUUGCGUUCAUUCUUCCCAAUGGCUAGUGAUGAUGCUCUGGAUCUGUUGUCAAAGAUGUUUACUUAUGAUCCAAAAGCUAGAAUUUCUGUGCAGCAAGCACUAGAGCACCGGUAUUUUUCAUCUGCGCCUCUACCCACAGAUCCAGCUAAGCUCCCUAGACCUGCCCCAAAAAGGGAAUCUAGAGUUUCAGAAUACAAUCCCAAGGAAGGUCCUACUGUAUUAUCACCUCCUAGGAAGUCAAGAAGAGUGAUGCCAAAUCGUGAGGGGUCUGCUGUUAAUGUGCCCCAAAUCGAUAAAAUCAGCCAGCGUGGUAAUGAACAGGUGCCAAUGUCCGUAGAUUUUUCAGUAUUUGCAUCAGGACCUCCAGAUAGGCCUAUGAUUAGCAGUGCUGACAGAUCUCAUCUAAAACGGAAAUUAGAUCUUGAAUUCUAAUAUAUGGAAGAAUAAGAAACUAUAUCAUUAUAUCCGUGAAGAUUGGAUAUAUUUCUCCUGCGGAAGUAUGUUGGGUAGGUAACACAUGAAUGACAUUUAGAGUGAGCAUUUGAAGUUUGUUUCAAUUACCUGGUGGUCUCUGUUGCAUUUCCAUAUUCGGUGUAUUUACUACUUUGGGAUUGUGAGGAAGAAUUGGUGAAGUUCAGAUCAUAUUUUACUGAAUUGAAGUUGGGGCUGGCUGGAAAUAAAUUUCUGGAAGAGAAGUAGACAUGGGAAAAACAACUCCUUAUUGCAUUUUAAGAGAAUAUGUACCCAAGUCCACGGAAAGAAAAGUUUUGAGCAUUGGUCUUUUCUCCUUGUCCAUUUUUAGUGGAACUUUUUUUGCGAAUUAGAAAAAGAAGAAAUGAAAAUUGAUGUUUUAGACUAGAGCAGUGCUGUGAGUAAAUUUGUUUACCAGUCUAGAAAAGAAAUGAAUUACUAAUAUUUUGGUUAUUAAUUACUGGGAAAACUAUUCUCAUAUUGUAUUAACUGUAUAAUGAUAGCAUGCUGUGUGGAAAAAUUGAAUGGGAAAUCCUUUGAUUUUUCAUGUUGAA